UAGAAGGGCAGCGGCGGCGGGAUGAGGCGGUCGCCUGAGGAGAAGUCGGGGCGACGGCGUCGGAGGCGCGAAGGGAGCACUAUGAAGCCCGGCGGUUGGAAGGCUCUAUGACCCGCCUCAGCGUUGUCUCCUCGCCGUGAGGGAAGAGAAGGAGUCGGAGUGGGCUUCUCUGAGGGGAAAAGGGCGCCCCUCGGAGCCCCUCAGGAGCCCCGCCAGAGUUUUAAUUGAUUCUUCUGUGGCGUUUGUGUGGAAAGUGCCACACACACUCCAGAACAACAACGGCUUUUGCUUGCAUUUUCCAGUGUUUCUUUUGCCAGCAAGUUCAGCAGAGUUGUAAUUCUUCAAGUGCCAGUCCUGAUGAGAGUGAAGAACCAGCGACAGAGAUGGUAAAGAUGACAAAAUCCAAAACGUUCCAGGCUUAUUUGCCAAACUGUCACCGAACAUACAGCUGUAUCCACUGCAGAGCCCAUCUAGCCAAUCAUGAUGAACUAAUUUCCAAGUCCUUUCAGGGAAGCCAGGGACGAGCCUACCUCUUUAAUUCAGUGGUGAAUGUGGGCUGUGGCCCUGCAGAAGAGAGAGUUCUUUUGACAGGCUUGCAUGCAGUAGCAGAUAUUUAUUGUGAAAACUGCAAAACCACUCUUGGAUGGAAAUAUGAACAUGCAUUUGAGAGCAGUCAGAAAUACAAAGAAGGAAAGUUCAUCAUUGAACUGGCCCACAUGAUCAAAGACAAUGGCUGGGAGUAAAUCCGAACGCUGCUCUUUCUUUUGGGACAGUUAAUUUGUGGAACAUGCUUUAUAAAAGACUAGUGCAAAAAGGAUUGUGGUUGGGGCGGUUCAGAAAAACCACUGCAUCUUUUUUUUUUCUGGAAACUUCCACUAAGUAGUGUAAUUUUGUGCUCCUCACCUCAUCCUGAGGCCAUCUUUUUGCCUUUCUUUCUUUGUGUAUGUUCCCCUCUUUUUGUAUAUGUAUUCCUGUGUGAACAGUUGUUUUGGAUGAACUUUUUCUAAAAGAAUUCCCUAAUUGCGAAUUACUUUUACUAGUAAGUAUUUCUCUUUGGACCUUUGCCUUUCAGUGUGUUCCCUUCUACUCUGCAUGCUUUUUACCGAUCACCUGCCCCAGAGUUUUUUAGGAGGCCUGUGUGAACAGUCCUGGAGAGAAUGUAUGGAAUGAACAUGACUUUUUCAAAAAUGUCUGUUGCAAUGAAAAGUAUUCAAAUAAUCAUUAAUACUUCUAAGAAAGCAUUGCCUAUUACAACCUGCGCAAAUCUUUGGACCUGAUUAACGUUCAGUCGGUUUACUGGCUGAAGUUAGUAAAGAUUUGCUUUUAUACAACAAGAGAGAGAGUGAAUGAUAGGGAAGGGGAUACCAUUAAUUUGCAGUGGUAACUAAGACAGUAAUACUGUAGAAUAGAUGACUUUAAUCACUACAUUCCUAAGAGCAUAUUGAGUUUGCUCUUUUUAAGGAAGAAUGUCUAGCAAAGAUCAAAAGACACACAAAUAUGCAGCUGUUACUUUUAAUAUGUCGGUGUGACACAUUUUGGGUACUGUACCUUUAACAGGGACAUGUACAUCCAUUGAAUUUUAUGGCUGGUUCCAUGUAGCUGUAUGUUUUAACACACUGGACAAAGGCGGUGAUAUUUCACUGAAGUGGUCUGCUGUUGCAGUUCUUAAACACAGCAUUAUUUUUCUGUGCGAUAAGUGGCCAGAGCCUUUAGCUGUCGCCCUGCCUGUGAGACAUUGGCAUUGACAAGCAGGGGAAAAAGUGGCAAACUGACUUAAUUUCUUCAUUUAAAGAAAAAGUAGCAAGGUAGUUUUUUAAAAGGGGUGUUUGAUUUGCUGGCUGAAUCAUCCCUAAGCACAUUUUUGUAAUAAAACACUUAUGUGAAAGAAACAUCAACUUGUAAUUUUUCCCAGCUGCUGCUUUUAAGUGGAGUGACUCAACCAGACACUUCCACGAUGUGUAUAAAGCGUGCAAAGUUUACACACGAGAGAACUUUUGUGCGCACCGUUUCAAGAGGUUUGAAUACUUUUUAUGUCAUGGGUUUUGCAUUAAUAUUUGUUCUAAGAUUUACAUGAGGAAAAAUGUAUGGUAUUUUACACUAACACUACAUAACUGCUGAUCGCAUGAGUUCUGUGGGAAGCCUUACAGUGGAACUUUUACAUGUUGUAACAAAGCUUUGCGUUGUCUCUCCUUAGCUGCUGCUAACAUCCUCUAAUAGGCUUUCGAAUCUAUACUGCACUUUAUCUAUUCCUUUCAUGUAAAAAUAGGAGUACUCUUCCUCUGAAGAUGAUUUCCCCUCUACCCCCAUCUUGGUUGAGGAGUUCUUUCCCAAAUAAACCACCUGGGAAGUAGUAUGGUUACACUGUGAUGCAAAGAAGAAGAAGAUAUUAAAUAUAUCUAUGUAAAUGUGUUUAUAUAGUUACCUCUUAGGCAUUCAAAUCCAAAGAGCUGUACUAGUGACAGCUAGAUUCAUAUCCUCUUUUUACUGAAUGACCUUUAUUCUGGUGCUUUAUUUAAUGCAAAUGAGUUUUUUGCUCCAUAAACCUUCAGUCUAGCAUUUGAUAUAAAGUGCAGUGAACCAGAUUUCACCUUGAUUCAUAUCAAAUAGUUUCAGCCCCCAUAGAUCUGCUACAAGAAGCUGAGGUUCUCAGAGAGGAGUUAUUUGCUGCGUAGGGUGUAGGCUUGGCCCUGUGGUAACUUAGUAGUAACCGCAGCCAGAACAGAGCCUUCCUUUCUCAUGGACUAGGAGUAAACAGCUUGGAAAAUGGUACAGGCAGACACUUUGUGUCCUGCAGGUUUGUGACACAGAAAUGGCUGCCUAAAGUGCCCUGACCAGAAACUCUAGUUGAAUUUACUUACUUUAUAGUACUUUUAAAAUUCUUUCAUCUGGAGGCCUGGUUUCCUUCUCUUCCCUCUGGUGCUCUACGACUAUAAAGAAUCUGAACUACAUUUCCCUCCGGUGUAGUAUCCACUGGCAAUAUACUAAAACGAUAAGCAGUAAUGCCCCUAUCCUUGGCUUACGAUGUUAACUAUAACUGGCUCUGAAUCUGCUCCUAGAGAGAAAUGCUACCUUCUUACAAUAGCAGGCUACUUGUUUGGUGCGUUUCUGUCCCCUGGUAGUAUAUGAAGAAGAGGAGAAAUUUUAGGUUUUUCAGAGGUUUGGAGAGUAGUUCAACCUCUUUAUCAGUGCACCAUUUGUAUUCCAAACCUGAAUAGUUGAGGGCCAGGCUGCUCAUUACAUGAAAAUGUACAUGUUGGGUUUUCUGAGGCUGAAAAAAAACCUUUGUGAUUCAAAGUAGAGAACCAGCAAAGAGCAAGGAGGGCUUGAUAUUUUUGCCCCACUGUAAAUCGCUUCCCCAAGCAGCUUUCUCUUGCAGGGCUUCUAACGCCUGUUUGCAUUGGAAGGAAGAGAAACUGUAAGAGUUGGGGAGAAGGGUUGAGCCUUUGCUUAACUCUUUCCCCAUUCCUACCAGAGUUCUCCUGAGGAGUUUGCAUGUCAUGUGUAGCUUGGGGCUCUGCGUUCACCAGUAUGGUCAUCUUCAUCAAAACGUUUUUGUUUCACCUGGAUGCCAAAAACUGAGAUUAACACGAAAGCUAGCACCUAGAGCGUAUCAAAUUGCUGGAAGGAAAUCUAGUGCGAGUUAAUAGUGCCGACAAAGCAUUGGAGAAUACCAAACAGCAAUAUUUUUAGGGAUUCAGAAAAAGGGAGGGGGUAGUGGUAGAGGUAGAGGAUUUUAAACCUAUAACCGAUAGGUAUAUCAAGUAGCAUUCCCACAUUGUGCAUCUGUGAAGAAAUGGACUCUUGCUUGCCAGUGUUGGAGGUUCAUUGAAACUGGGUGCUUCUGCUUGGCAGUUUUGGUGACUGUUGAAUCCAGAGACUGCUGGAUGUUGGUUGAUAUAUCAGUCUGGUUACUGAACUUUCCAGCAUUACAAAAAAAAAAAAAAAAAAAAAGCAUAAUACUUGAAGAACAUUUUACAAAACAUUUUCCCUCUAACCAUACUUUGUAAUGUAUUCUAUUUAAGAUUUUGCGUGUUCUUUCUGGGUAAGUUUGCGCUUUCCCUCCAACUUGAGCACUUUUGUUACCUGUAUUGUUUUUAUUACUGUUGGUCUUAACAUUUAUUUUAUAUAUAUAUAUUUUUUAUAAAUUGUAACCGCAAUUUUUGUGGGCAUCUGUGUGUUCUCUACUAGUCUCUCUCUAUCUCCCCCCCUCCUUUCCUUUUUGGACUAGAUGAACUGACUACAAGCUGGUUCUUGGGGAGAAUGUUCAUUGGCACAUGCAAGAAUGUGCUUGGCAAAAUGUACAUGUAUUGAAGUGUGUGUGUAUGUGUGCGUGUUUGUUUGAACUCAACAGCCAUGGUUAUCAUAAAAUAACAAAAAAAUAUGACAUGACGAAAUGCAGUUUGAAUAUUUCUCAGAGCUCUAUGUAGACUGUCCCUAUGGACAGCUGUGUAGAGGAAGGGAUUCGCAGCUCUGCACAAACCACACCGACAAGCACCUAGUAAGGAAAAUACUGGAAGUAACUUCAUCAAGAUAAGAUGUAACUUUCAUUGUGGUUGCGUUAGUGAGGUUUGUGCUUAUGAUCAAUGUGAACAGGGCUUUGUGCAUUUGAACCAGAGCUUGGACAUGUUACCUAUUGGACUUUAACUCUCAGAAUCCUACACUCAACAACUGGGAGUUGUAGCCUGAAACAGUCACAUUUCCUUGCUCUCAUUUGAACUAGCCUUGGCUGCUAUCCCUUCUUCAUGUUCUUGCUUCUUUGGUGUAAGCCAUUACAGUAGUGAGAAUUGACAUUGUGUAGCAGUUACAUCUUGGAGACUAAUGUCCAUGGAUGCCUUUUAACCCCCUAAAAGAAAUUCCACACUUGCCGGAUAUUAAGUUGUAACGUUCACGACUUGUUCCAAAUUAGAGCUUGCCUUUUUGGUGUCACCAGUCUUGUUGUGCAUAUGGGUUUGACUUGCUGUGCUUGUCAUGAAUCCAUUCUGUAACAACCUAAGCAGAAAUGCAGCAGGCACAGCCUGUUAUGGAAGGGGACUAGCAAGCACUGUCUUUGGUCUGGCCUGAGUUUAUGCUAUAUUUUGAACUUUGUAAGAUACGGCAAGUUGAUAACUAUCAAUGCCUCUCUAAAUUGCUGCGUUACUUACUGGAAAUUCACUUGAUGCCAGCUCAAACCAGAUGUGGUCAUAACAGUGCUUACAUUUUGAGGAAAAAGAAGAGCCCAUAUUGGCCAUUAAUAUGAAUGUUAUUAACAUGGGUGAACCCCUUUUGAUUUCUAAUGACUAUGAAAUGUGAGAUUUACAAAAUAUGGCUUUAUUUUUUUGAGUGAGAUAAUAAGCGACCAAGAUAAAACGUGUUUUAUAUUGACAUUCCCAGAUAGCAACAUUUUAAUAUCCACAGAUAUAUAUGUAUAUGUAUAUGAGAAAAAUGGGGCGAGAAUGAAAUGGUAGGAAGCAGUCAAGGGUCAUUCUUUAGUAGUGCCACAUUCACUGUUAGCAUAAAAACAACCCGUAAAUAUAUGUUGUAAUUUAACAGAUUGGGAUUUCAGAGAAGCCUUAGAUGGCAACUGAAUUGUGCCUCGUUGCUGAAACACUUUAAAACAUGCUUUCUUUUUGCGGCUAAUGUGGCUUCUUUCUGGUUUUUGUCCUAGCAAUACUGUACACAAUUUGUUGUUUCACUUUAUUGUAUCUGUUUUGAGGUAUCACAAUAAAAGCUUUCAGUUGUUUUGUUGA
This is a messenger RNA of Sceloporus undulatus (fence lizard), 5726 nucleotides long. RefSeq names its product yippee like 1 (gene YPEL1). The record is from RefSeq and is a predicted model, not a curated record. The transcript has 5 exons. The coding region runs from base 384 to 743 and encodes 119 amino acids. NCBI's taxonomy places the organism in Eukaryota, Metazoa, Chordata, Lepidosauria, Squamata, Phrynosomatidae.